Molecule: messenger RNA, 1187 nt
Organism: Thrips palmi
Lineage: Eukaryota; Metazoa; Arthropoda; Insecta; Thysanoptera; Thripidae
Exons: 2
Coding region: 191-409 (72 amino acids)
Source: RefSeq, a predicted model, not a curated record
AGGGGCUCAGUUGUUGUCGUGCGUUAGACAGCCGCGCAUCUCGUGUACUCGCGGUCUCGUCCCUGGUCGUCGUCCCUACUCGUCAUUUUCGCACUGCCUAUCCAAGGGCAGUAUCGCUGUCCGAAACUUGGGUUUCAAAAGAGAGAGAAGACAGGACAGAGUCAAGCUGAGUGCAACCAGUGCAGUCGCCAUGAGUCGAAGCAGCAGUCCCCAGGUCCGCGGCAUGGAGUCCUGGCUGACGGACGUGAAGCGCGUUCGGAUCCCCCGGCCCAAGUUCGGGUCGCGCUGCCCCGCCGAGCCCCCCAAGGACUACUGCGAGGAGGACAAGACCAAGCGCGGGCCCCUCGACCUGGCCGCCCUGGGCAAGGCCACCGAGGACCUGCGCCGCGCCAUACAGGACAAACUAUGAGCGGCUCAGCAAAUCAACGAAGAUUAAAAAAAAAAGAAACAGGCUGUGCUCUUAGUUUUUAAGUUGUAAAUAGGACCGUCUAUGUAUCAAAAGGUGUCGAAGGAAUGUCAGUGAGCGGAGUGACGAAAGGACAGCCCCUCGGCAGGAAACUAGUGACUGACUCAUGUCGGUUCGACGUCGUUUUGGAAAGAGAACGUUUUAAAGUGUGAUGGCUGCGAGCUCCCCAUGAAGACUUUGCUGUCGUGUAUUUAUAGUUUUAGAUUUACUUUUGUAUUUCUCUCUAGACGCCUCAUAGGGCGCGCAUUAUUGUAUCUAGUUUACGUUCCACAUACUGUCACUCCAUAUGCGGCUUUAAAUAUUCUGCUCAUACUCCCACAAAAGAAGAAAUAAAAUAUCUUUUUUAAAAAUCGGGAAAUGAAAAGUAAAAUCUUUGGAAAACCACGAAAGAAAAAGAACCCUGUUGACAGUCUACUUACCAUUCGAGAGUCGUCGAAGCUGUCAUCCUGCAGCCUGGUGAUGGAACCGGAGAGGGAGUUUUCGGGGCUCGAAUGUCUUCGGCCGCGCAACUUUUCUCCGUCCAGACUGCCGUAAUCCUGGAGAAAAGGUGCAAGUUUGCUUCAUCAAAGCUCUGCGACCCGCGGCGCGAGAACGGACAAUCAAUCGGUAUGUGUCUGGCAGCCGCCAUAAAUUUGCCCAAAAUGUUUCAUUUUUCUGUCCCAUUUUUUUCUUUAAGAAGUUAAAUGGAGGUUUAGAGCUCCUGCUGUGUAAAAACAAAAGA